Molecule: messenger RNA, 1895 nt
Organism: Mauremys mutica (yellowpond turtle)
Lineage: Eukaryota; Metazoa; Chordata; Testudines; Geoemydidae
Gene: TMEM240
Product: transmembrane protein 240
Exons: 4
Coding region: 143-664 (173 amino acids)
Source: RefSeq, a predicted model, not a curated record
AGGAUUGCAGCUUGGAGAGAGAAGGGGGCAUAUGUGACCAAACCUGACCUCUGGGAAUAACCCGGCAGCUGCUUUUUUAUCUGGGUUUUUUUUUUUAGGGGGGGUGGGGGGAAUAGACAAAACAUUUGUCAAUUUCCAGUUGAUGUCCAUGAAUGCAAACACCAUGAUUUUCAUGAUCCUGGGGGCCUCUAUUGUUAUGGCAAUAGCUUGCUUGAUGGACAUGAAUGCGCUGUUGGACCGGUUUCACAAUUACAUCUUGCCGCAUUUAAGAGGAGAAGAUCGGGUUUGCCACUGCAACUGUGGAAGGCAUCAUGUACAUUAUGUUAUUCCAUACGACGGGGACCAGUCGGUGGUGGAUUCCUCGGAGAAUUACUUUGUGACUGACAAUGUAACCAAGCAGGAGAUUGAUCUGAUGCUGGGACUUUUGCUGGGCUUUUGUAUAAGCUGGUUUCUGGUGUGGAUGGAUGGAGUUCUCCAUUAUGCUGUGCGAGCCUGGAGAACCAGCCGACGGUACGACAAUUCUUGGUCUUGGAUUCCGAAAUUUUGUAACUUGAAGGAGUUCAGGAAACGUCAGCACAGGCAGUACGAGGAGGCUACCGGGAACAUGGUGCACAUCAAACAGAAGCUGUAUCAUAACGGACAUCCCAGCCCCCGACACCUCUGAGAAACGCCUUCCCCUCCAGAGACUGCAAAGCGAUUUUAGGACUGGGCUUUUAGGGGAACGUCUGUGAGUUCGCUCCUCUGUGGAAGACAGUGGAGGACGCCAUUUUAUUUAUCCAGGCGGUGUGAUUCUGAGGCACACCGCGAAUGCACAACUAAGCCAGUUCUGGCUGCAAGGCAGCCAAGACAUUGCACUGUGGUCAUCGUUUUAUUGUCGGACUGCUGUAUAUAUGUAAAAAAAAAAAGGGGGGGGGGGAGAUUUGCAUUAUACUUCCAAAUCCCCAUCCCCACUGGUUGAAGUUCUCCUGCACCUUCAGUGUACCUCUUUUGGAGUCUGUUCUAGGGAUCUGCUCUCCGAAGACAGCGAUGCUCAGCCGAGAGCUAGAAUGCCUUUCAAAGAGUUCUGCUCCAUGAUGUUUCCUCUCUUAGGAUGACUCAUGCCGCCGCAGGUGUGGAUGGGGGCUCGUGCUGGCGUGUUUCCAAGGUGCAGUGUCCCUUUUUCUUUGGUUUUGAGUUAUUUAUUUUUUGCGGUCAAUGAAGUUCUAGAAAUACACAAAUGAUUCGUUCUUCCUGUUGGCCUCCAGUGAAACCUGCCUUAAGCAAAGGCCCCCUAGAAAGCUGCAAAAAAUCACCCACCAACCAAUGGGAUUUUAGCAUUUUAAGAGGGCUGAUCCUGCUUCAUCUCACACCAGUUUUAUGUUGGUGUCACUCCAUUGACUUCAUUGCUGUCACUCCAUAGUUACACCACCAGGAGAGUAGAACUGGAGCCAGUUGCUCCGGCGGCGAGAGAGGAGAAUAAAACUCACUGAGAUAAGUGGAGUUACAUUUGCCGUGUAAGCAAGGGGAAAAAUCAGACCCACCAGUUGCUAUAUAAAUGUUAAGUCAUUCACCACCCCCCUGGGAGGAAGUGAAGUAUCACCCCCCUGUUACAGAAGGGGAAACUGAGGCACAGAGAAGGGCUGUGCCAGUGAUUCGGUGACAGAGGUGGGAAUAGGCUCGGGAGACUCCCCUCCCUUCCCCCCAAGCUCUCAAGCGGUUGCCUUGCUCUGUGUGUUAGUUCUCUGAAGGUCCUGCCCCGCUUGGGAAUACUUCAGGGCAGCUCUGUAAGGAACGGGGGCUGUUAGUUUAGGUGAAUAGAUCUGAAGCUAAACCCCAGCUCCAACCCCCCCACUGCUGGUUGUUGUAUCUGCAAUGGGUUCAACCAGAGCCUGGGAUCAGAGCCUGCACCAGGAGCU